CCCGCCUGGCGCAUGCGCGCUGCAUUGUUUUGACUGAAAAUGCCGUCGGUUUCGAAAGCGGCGGCGGCGGCGCUGAGCGGGUCCCCCCCGCAGACGGAGAAGCCGACCCACUACAGGUAUCUAAAGGAGUUUAGGACAGAGCAGUGCGCCCUGUUUGUGCAGCACAAGUGCGCCCAGCACAGGCCAUUUACCUGUUUCCAUUGGCAUUUCCUAAAUCAGCGCCGGCGCAGACCGCUUCGCAGGCGGGACGGCACGUUCAACUACAGCCCGGACGUGUACUGCUCCAAGUACGACGAGGCCAGCGGCGUGUGCCCCGACGGCGACGAGUGUCCGUACCUGCAUCGGACGACGGGGGACACCGAGCGCAAGUAUCACCUGCGCUACUACAAGACGGGCACGUGCAUCCAUGAGACGGACGCCCGGGGCCACUGCGUGAAGAAUGGGCUGCACUGCGCCUUUGCCCACGGCCCGCUGGACUUGCGGCCACCCGUGUGCGACAUCAGAGAGCUGCGGGCCCACGAAGCCCUGCAUAACGGCCAGCUGUGCGGCGGGGAUGGUGUCCCGGAUAUGCAGCCUGGGGUCCUGGCCAGCCAGGCCAUGAUCGAGAAGAUCCUGGGCGAGGACCCCCGGUGGCAAGACGCCAACUUCGUGCUGGGCAGCUACAAGACGGAGCAGUGCCCGAAGCCCCCGCGCCUGUGUCGCCAGGGCUACGCGUGCCCGCACUACCACAAUAGCCGGGACAGGCGGCGCAACCCCAGGAGGUUCCAGUACAGGUCCACCCCGUGUCCCAGCGUGAAGCACGGCGACGAGUGGGGCGAGCCCGCGAGGUGUGACAGCGGGGAUAGCUGCCAGUACUGCCACUCGCGCGCGGAGCAGCAGUUCCACCCCGAGAUCUACAAGUCUACAAAGUGCAAUGACAUGCGCCAAACCGGUUACUGCCCACGCGGUCCGUUCUGCGCCUUCGCGCACGUGGAGAAGAGCCUCGGAAUGGCCAACGGCUGGGCCUGCCGAGACCUGGCCCCCGCCGCUGCCAGCAGCUCCAUGGCCAGCAGCAGCCAGCCCGCACACGCGAAGAGGAGAGAGUCCCCUGCCGAGGGCAGCCACAGGGCCGGGGAGCAGGACAGCAAGCAGAACCACCUCACCGUGUCAGCAGCGGCUCACCCGCUCGCCCCCAGUGUGGGGUCCAGUGUGGCGUCCAGCCUGGCGUCCAGUGCCGGCUCCAGCAGCUCCUCCCCGACCGCCCUGCCCACCCUCCCAGUCCGGGCGCACCCGCUCGAGCCCCCAGGUGGUGCUGCCGAGCCCGCCCCAGGUUUUGCACUAGAGCUUCAUCUCCGGGACGGCAGCCUCACAGCCCUAGACAAAGAGCUGGAUGAGCAUGACAGCGGCGACCCGGGCCCGACAGGUCCGAGGUCGCUGGGGGGCUCGGAGCCCGUCACCAUCCCGGGCGGCCUGCCCCGCUCCCCGUCCUUGCACUCGUCCUCAUCACUGUCCACCUCCCCGCUCAGCUCGCUGUCGCAGUCCCUAUCGGGGCCGCUCGUGUCCUCCACCAUGACGCCCCCCCAGCAGCCGCCCACCCUCAAGUCCGAGCCCGGAGCGCUGGGCUCGUCGGCCGCGUCCUACUCCCUGGGGCUGAACGGCGUACCUGGGAGCAUCUGGGACUUUGUCUCCGGCAGCUUCUCUCCCAGCCCAUCCCCGAUCCUGAACCCCGGCCCUGCCCCUUCGUCAGGCGCGAGCCCCAGUGGUGCGGAGCUGGCCCGGGUCAGGCGGCAGCUGGACGAGGCCAAGAGGAAGAUCCGGCAGUGGGAGGAGUCCUGGCAGCAGGUGAAGCAGGCGUGUGACGCGUGGCAGCGGGAGGCCAAGGAGGCGAAGGAGCGGGCCCUGGCGGCGGACAGUGCGCGGCGGCUGGCGCUGCAGAAGAAGGAGGAGGUGGAGGCGCAGUUCCAGCGGCUGCAGGAGGAGCUGGAGGGCCGUGGGCUGUGCGCCACGCUGGCGGGGCUGCGGCGCUGUGCGGACCUGGGCGCCGUGCCCCUCCCGAAGCUGCACUCCCUGCAAAGUCAGCUGCGCCUGGAUCUGGAGGCUGUGGAUGGGGUGAUCUUCCAACUGCGCGCCAAGCACUGCGCCGUGUGCCGGGAGCGUGCCCACGGCGGCGUCCUGCAGCCCUGCCAGCACCGGGUGCUCUGUGAGACCUGCGGCGCGGGCGCGCCCCCCUGUGCCUACUGCAAGGGCCAGCCCCUCCCGUGGUGACCGCCGCCCGGCGCCCCUGCCCUACCCCGCGGGGCCCGCGGGCCUGACGGACUGUGACCCCACCAAGCACUUUGUACACAGGGGGACUGGGACUUUGUAAGUUGCUCUAAGCUGCUUUCUAGGUCCGUGGUUUUUAAUAUGCGACAUGAAGCUUUAUGUGUACUGUGAACCUCUGUUUUCUCUCCGCUUACUGUUCGUUCAUGGUAUGGUAAAGACUUAGAUUUUCUAUCCUGAAGUUAAUACUUACGAAAUGAGCAUUUAUCUAAGUAGUGAGAAAUGCCUAGGAUUUUUUUUACAGUUUUCAAAUUAAGUGCAAACAAAUAGUAUUUAUAGCAGUGAUACUGAAAGACACAUUUAGAGGUUUUUAAUUUUGUGAAGGGGACUCUCCCAAUUGCGUGCAUGUGCACAUCACUGGAGUUCUAGAUUCCAGGACCAGGAAAUGGCGUCAAGCCCCGUCACACUCCGUGACCUGUGGCCACUUUUCUAAGUGCCUGAGCCUCGCCGGGGGUGGGGGGGCCACCUUCAGCCUGGUUCGCUCCCCCAGUGGGAAGCGGGGCCCAGGGGCUCCAUGGCGCCAGUGAUCCUAUUAUUUCAGAGCCGUGCCUGAGUCUCUGCAGCGUUGGGAGCCCACCCGGAGGACCUGAGGCCAGAGACUCGCCCAUGGCCAGGCUCGCAGCCGGAUGCCAGCCUCCAAGGGAGAGGCUCCCAGGCUGCGCCCUAGGACCCCUCAGGCGACCCCCCCACCCCCCGCUGCCGACGGAGCCUGGCCACCCGGCGGUGGCACAGACGCUCCUGAGAACGGGUCUGGUUUUGGUGAUGACUUGAAUCCUCUCUGGUCCACACCGGGUGGUUUUUCCUAGAAAUCUGGGGGGAAGCGAAGGGUGUCUGUAGUUUAUGCAGACUUUGCUCUCCACAAGGCUCCCGCCAGUGGCUUCCAGGAGGGCGCCCCGAGUCCAUCGCAGGGGCGAAGACAGGUGUCCCUCUGGCCUGGACGCGAGCGCGGGCACAUUUCGGCCACCCGUGGCUUUGCCAAAGACUUUUAAUAGCAUUUUGUAAAGUGCAAAGGGGCUCGGUAAAAAUUUUUAUCAGUAACCAAAUACUAUAGUAAGAGGUUUAAAAACCUUUUUUAAUGUAAAACAAACUGAUAGCUCUGUCGUUUUAAAGGCGGACCCAUGACGUUCUGCAGCUAGUCCACGACUACGGGGGAUUAUUGACUUGUUUUUAGUGAAUCUACUUUGUUUUUAAUGAUAGUGAUGAUGAUUUAUUAGCACUUAGAAAUGACGUAUAUUUUGUGCUACUGUUAUCACCGUUUAAAAUUCUUUAUUUUUAUUAAUAUUUAUGCACUUGUUUCCCAUUUCAGGCCUUUGGUCUUUUUUGGGAAACAGGACAAUGUUUAUUAUCAGUACCUAGCCUAGAUAUUUUCAAAUUAUAAACUAAGGAUAAUUAAGCUUGAGGUCUAUGUAUAAGCUACUCUGGUCGGUUCUUGCCGUGCAGCAGGAGACUGGAACUGCGGCAUCUUGGGGGAUCCCCCUCCCCUGCGUGUGCCCUGAGGCUGGGUGUGCCACCAGGACCCCCGCCCCCAGAAUUGCCCAAGUGGAACUCCAGGGGUGCCCAGGGGGCUGCUCGUCUGGGUCCUUCCUGCCCCGUGUCUUGGGGGAGCCUUCCCCACCCUGCAGGCCUCGGGGUCCUGCGGGUGGGCGACAGCAGCGCCAGGCGCGGUGCUCCCUCUGGCUGCCAUCCCGCUGCCUCUCGGCUCUGGUGCCCUAGCCCCGCUGUUUUUGACUGGGGCCACAAAGGAGACCUCGGCUCACUGUGGACCCAUCACGUGGAUUAAUUUAUCUAUGUUUGUUCAGAGUGUUUAGAUGAGAAUGUUACUGGAAUGGAACUCUCUUAACUUGGAAGAUAGUUAUUUUUAACGCAUAAUCAUUUACUUGUAGUGAAUUGUUUCAAGUUAACAAUUUAAAUUUUUUUUACACUACAGCAUUUAUGCAAUGCUUUACAGAAUUCAUGGAAUUAUUUUUAUCAGUACAGGAAUUAAUUAAAAUUUUGAAUCUUUA
Messenger RNA from Nyctereutes procyonoides (raccoon dog), 4301 nucleotides. RefSeq names its product unk like zinc finger (gene UNKL). The record is from RefSeq and is a predicted model, not a curated record. Bases 40 to 2244 code for a protein of 734 amino acids. Gene Ontology annotation, molecular function: metal ion binding. The transcript has 15 exons. NCBI's taxonomy places the organism in Eukaryota, Metazoa, Chordata, Mammalia, Carnivora, Canidae.